UGUCCAGGUAUAUAUAUUUGAGAGAGACAGGUUUGAUCCUCUCUAAAAUAUUUAAUACUUUCCUUCAUCAUCCUAGCAAUAAAGCUUAACGCUUCCUCUAAGGGGAGAGAGAGAGAGAGAGAGAGAGAGUAGAACCUCAAGAGACAGACCAGAUGGGGAGAGUGAAGCUUCAGAUCAAGAGGAUCGAGAACACAACAAAUAGGCAGGUCACCUUCUCAAAAAGGAGAAAUGGACUUAUCAAGAAAGCUUAUGAACUUUCCGUUCUCUGUGAUGUUGAUGUAGCUCUCAUUAUGUUUUCCCCAUCCGGAAGAGUCAGUCACUUCGCUGGAAAUAAAAGCAUUGAAGAGAUUCUGGCACGGUAUGUUAAUCUUCCUGAGCACGAACGAGGAAGACUUCAAAACCAAGAGUUUCUCCAAAGGGCUCUUCUUAAGUUGAAGGGUGAAGCAGAUAUUCGAACCAGUCAAGAAGCCAGCAGCCCAAUGAGUAGUACUGAUUCCAAACUCGAGGAGGUUCAACAAGAAAUCCUAAGCUGUAAGUCUCAGUUGGAAGAUAUGCAGAACCGACUAAGAGUAUUUGAAGGAGAUCCUUCUGAAAUCAUAUCAUUGUGUGAGGCUGAGUAUCGAGAGCAAAUCCUUAAAGACACUUUGAGACGUGUGCAUAUGCGCAAGCAAGUUUUGGAGCAAAACAGCAAUUCUUCUGUUGCACCUCCGACUUCAGAGGUACAACUGCCUCAAAACAGCGCAAGUGUAAAUGGUAUCAUGCCAGAAAAUCCAACUGGUAUGCUGGGUUGGCUUCCUGAAAGAGACCCACAAGUCCAGAUCCUGAAUUUUUUGGAUUCGAAUGGCCUUCUUCCUCUGAGAUCAUGUCAGUUGCAAAAUGAGGUUGAAAUCUUGGCACCAGCACCGGCGCCACUGGCUCCUCCAGCUCUUCUUCAUGGACAAGAUUAUAUGAAUCUUGAUUGUCACAUCAGCUCAAGAACUGGCGUGGUCGACGUCAAUAAUGUGCAACGUCCUGAUCAUUUUGUACAAGCAAUUGACGUCAACCUGUCCCCGUGGAGUGAAAUUUGUCAAACAGGGAAUGGCCAGUUUCAGGCAGCUGCAGUACCAGCCGGAGCGCGAGCACUUCUUGAACUUUACCUGUCUCAGAUCAGUACACCAUCAACCAUCUUGACACCCAAUCAACAUCCAAGAUAACAUGCAUUAAUUAAAUCAAGUGCUUAGCUAGCUAGCUAGCAAGGUAGGACGCUGCUUAUAUUAUUUCUGAUAACUUUUGUGCUGGAGUUUCGCUUUUUCCCUCGUUUCCUCUUCUUCCAUUACUAGUAACGUA
Messenger RNA from Juglans regia (Persian walnut), 1326 nucleotides. Its product is annotated as agamous-like MADS-box protein AGL66. Gene Ontology annotation, molecular function: RNA polymerase II cis-regulatory region sequence-specific DNA binding; DNA-binding transcription factor activity, RNA polymerase II-specific; protein dimerization activity. Bases 153 to 1193 code for a protein of 346 amino acids. NCBI's taxonomy places the organism in Eukaryota, Viridiplantae, Streptophyta, Magnoliopsida, Fagales, Juglandaceae. Gene Ontology annotation, biological process: positive regulation of transcription by RNA polymerase II. The record is from RefSeq and is a predicted model, not a curated record. The transcript is spliced from 11 exons.